Messenger RNA from Hyla sarda, 2623 nucleotides. RefSeq names its product TAR DNA binding protein (gene TARDBP). The record is from RefSeq and is a predicted model, not a curated record. The transcript is spliced from 7 exons. Gene Ontology annotation, cellular component: nucleoplasm. The coding region runs from base 166 to 1476 and encodes 436 amino acids. Gene Ontology annotation, biological process: regulation of gene expression. Lineage: Eukaryota; Metazoa; Chordata; Amphibia; Anura; Hylidae. Gene Ontology annotation, molecular function: RNA binding.
UAGGCGUAGGCGCCAUUUUGUGAAGGAGCCCGGGAGGUGUGAGGUGAUCGCGUGAGUCAGGUGCGGGGUCUCUGGAAGGUUUAGAUCGUUUCGUUUCCCGGUUGUGAGGCUAUCGCCGCCAUUACAGAUCCCGUUCGUAAUUCGGAACUGGAGCAUUUUGCAGCCAUGGAAAUGGAAUAUAUUCGUGUGGCGGAGGAUGAGAAUGAAGAGCCAAUGGAAAUUCCAUCCGAGGAUGAUGGCACCGUCCUGCUCUCCACUGUUACUGCUCAGUUCCCUGGUGCUUGUGGCCUUCGAUACCGGAAUCCAGUUAACCAGUGUAUGCGUGGCGUCCGCCUGGUUGAAGGCAUUCUCCAUGCUCCAGAAACUGGAUGGGGAAAUCUUGUUUAUGUUGUAAACUACCCAAAAGAUAACAAAAGGAAGAUGGAUGAAACUGAUGCUUCUUCUGCUGUUAAAAUAAAGCGAGCUGUAACAAAAACCUCUGAUCUCAUUGUGCUUGGCUUACCAUGGAAGACAACGGAGCAGGAUCUGAAGGACUACUUCAGCACGUUUGGCGAAGUCAUCAUGGUCCAGGUUAAAAAAGAUGCCAAGACCGGCCAUUCUAAAGGUUUUGGUUUUGUGAGGUUUACAGACUAUGAAACACAAGUGAAAGUGAUGUCCCAGCGCCACAUGAUAGAUGGAAGAUGGUGUGACUGUAAACUGCCCAACUCUAAGGGUGCCUGGGGUGAAGAUGGAGGCUACGAACCUGUGGGAAGAUGGAUGCACAUGUCGAGCGGUAGCACGCAAAGCCCGGAUGAACCAAUGCGCAGCCGUAAAGUCUUUGUUGGUCGAUGCACCGAGGAUAUGACCGCUGAGGAGCUUCGCCAGUUCUUCGUCCAAUAUGGAGAAGUUGUGGAUGUGUUUAUCCCAAAGCCGUUUAGAGCAUUUGCCUUCGUAACCUUUGCUGAUGACCAGGUUGCACAGUCGUUGUGUGGAGAAGAUCUCAUUAUCAAAGGAGUCAGUGUUCAUGUAUCUACAGCAGAGCCUAAACACAAUAAUAACAAUAGGAGCCCAUUGGAGAGGAGUGGCAGAUUCCCAGGACCCAAUUUUGGGAAUCAAGGGUACCCUAAUAACAGGCCAAACAGUGCUGGACUUGGUAACAACCAGCCUAAUAACAUGGGGGGUGGUGGUGGUAUGAAUUUUGGGGCUUUUAGCAUUAACCCUGCAAUGAUGGCUGCUGCUCAGGCUGCUUUACAGAGCAGUUGGGGUAUGAUGGGCAUGCUCGCUAGUCAGCAGAACCAACCAGGUCCACAGGGAAACAAUCAGGGCCAAGGGAAUCAGCCAAGAGACCAGCCACAGAGCUUCGGCUCAGCCAGUAACUCCUAUGGCUCUAACUCUGGAGCUAUAGGCUGGGGUUCUCCUAAUGCUGGCUCUGGUACUGGGUUCAAUGGAGGCUUCAGCUCGAGCAUGGAAUCAAAGUCCUCUGGUUGGGGUAUGUAGUUAUAUGGUUUAAUAGUGGGUGCAUUUCCUAAUUUUAUGGUAAGUACUAUGUAAAAUGAAUCUACAGACCUUUUCUCCGUAGAGGGUUUUCUUCAAGCAUGCAGAUGGUUCAGCUGUAUAUCCUCUAUGAAGGAAUUCUGGGUGGUGUGAUUCCAUGGUUUAGUAGUUUUAUGAACCUUAACUGCAUUCUGAAGAAAACCGCCUGCCAUUUGGCAUUGCCCGGUGACUAACUUAAUAUCAUGAAAUAUAUAUAUUUUUUUCUCUUUGAUGUCAAUGAGAAUUACAUCUUGUUUAGCACAGUCUUCCUCCUUCCCCUCCAUUGUGCUCCCCGCUUCAACAACUGAUCUCUGCUCCGCACAUUUGCCUCUCUGGGACCUGGCACUCAGUUCUUUUAUAUCCUGCCCUGGAAUCAUUCCUUCAUAAUUCUCAUCAGGAAAUCUUCUGCUGCACACGGCGAUUCUUAAGACGGUGGGUGAUCCAAUUUUUGUCCACUAUAUUUCGUGGAAGUCGUACAAGCGCUUUGAGAACGCACGGCUUGUGAGAUGGAUCCAGAAGGCUGUUUGAACUGUGGGAUUGUUGGUACCGAAGCAUGAGAGGCUUGGGGUAUGAGCGAGAUCCAGAGAGCGCGUGCAGAGACCUGGUGGUGCAUUAUGGGAUUUUUAGUUUUUUUUUUCUAAACGUUGGAUAUGUGUCUCUCGAUCCAGUGGCCAUAGUGAGCGUGUGCAGAGCGCAGUGGGAGCAAGUAACGUACGAAUGUUUCUUGCAUUCAAAGGACUUGUUCAUUUGGAAGACUGGAGCUUUUUUCCCCCCUGCCUAAAAGCUAGAACUGUCUGAAAUAAGUUUGUGUAUACAAUGUUUCCCCCUCUCCUUGAAAUGUCUACCGCUGUGAAUGCUGUAUGAGGUGUGCUUUCUUUUCUGUUUAAUGACAAUGUGAGUCCUUGUGAACUGCAUAUGAUGAUGCUGGUGGGGGUGGGUGGUGAACGCUCUGGAGUGGAAUGGAAAAUGCUCCUGUUCCUAGAGUGUUGGGACUGUUUUGGUUUGUAAGUAAUAACAAGAAUGCUGUUUGCAGUCAUGUGUUCUGUGUUUGGAUGCUUUUUACAAGACUUGUCAAUGUAGGAUUCUUAAAUAAAAUAGUUUAACUAAUGUG